This is a messenger RNA of Ceraceosorus guamensis, 688 nucleotides long. RefSeq lists its product as hypothetical. The record is from RefSeq and is a predicted model, not a curated record. Lineage: Eukaryota; Fungi; Basidiomycota; Exobasidiomycetes; Ceraceosorales; Ceraceosoraceae. The transcript has a single exon. Bases 116 to 508 code for a protein of 130 amino acids.
UCAGAAGUCAGUCAAUCAGAUCGAGGUCCAAAAGGCAUGCAGAGAGGGUGCAUGGUGACAAAGCUACACAUGUAAGAUUGUAAGGAGCGAAGCCAGCACGCAGCAUCGUUGCGCCAUGCACGCAAAGCACGUUAUACCUCUUGCAUGGCUCUUCUCGCCGACCCUCGGCUACGCCACAAUCACGAAUGAAGAGACAAUCAAGAAUAAGCAGCUCAUAUGGCCGCGGUGUGUAUGUACUCGCAUGGUAUGGCGUGUGCAGCACAGCGAGUCAUCAGCGACUCGAGUGAGCUACAAGAAGUGCAACAGUUACAGUCACGAGUCACGAGUCACGCGUCACUUUAAGGGUACCUCCUACAUCAUAUAUACAUCACCUCGUACGUGCGCGCGUGGAUGCAACGACUCGAGCCUCGCCACUCACGACUGCAGAUCUGUAGCAUCUGCGCAGACAUGUGUGUAUUCUCGAUUGCUCGACGCACAAAAAAAGUCGAAGACCAAGACAAGACAAUGAGCGCGCAUCCACGCAGCCAGCACUCAUCACGGCCACAGUUACUCGUCACUGUCCGCCGUGGCUUCAUAACCAGUCACGAGUCAAAGGUCUGGAAGGAGUCACAGGCACGAGUAUUCAAAUUGUCAUCGUGUCGAAUCUUGCUGAACUUGCACGCUCCAGCAUGCAUCCCCACCAGCAUUG